Hibiscus syriacus is the source of this 2884-nucleotide messenger RNA. RefSeq names its product protein transport protein SEC23-like. The transcript is spliced from 12 exons. Gene Ontology annotation, biological process: intracellular protein transport; endoplasmic reticulum to Golgi vesicle-mediated transport; COPII-coated vesicle cargo loading. Bases 244 to 2562 code for a protein of 772 amino acids. Lineage: Eukaryota; Viridiplantae; Streptophyta; Magnoliopsida; Malvales; Malvaceae. Gene Ontology annotation, cellular component: COPII vesicle coat; endoplasmic reticulum exit site. Gene Ontology annotation, molecular function: zinc ion binding; GTPase activator activity. The record is from RefSeq and is a predicted model, not a curated record.
GAAUUCCACUGAUCACUUUCUCUUUCAAUAAAACCAAUAAAGUUUUCGCUUUUCGUCUCUAUCGGUGACCCCUUCCACCCCGAUAUAGCUUUGGGGUCGCCUGGAAUCAUAGAAAAAGUAAAAAAAAAAAUCGUAAAAAAAUCGAAACGGUUAUUCAAUCUCUAUAUUAUUAAUCGAAUCUAAUCCAAAAAAGAUUUUUUAUUUUUAGUUUUUUGUUCAGUUUUUUAAAAAUAAGUUUCAACCAUGUCGGAAAUGGCGAACACUGAUCCUGAAGGGAUCGACGCCGUUAGGAUGACGUGGAACGUUUGGCCGCGUACUAAACUGGAGGCGAGUGCCUGCGUGAUUCCGUUGGCAGUUGUCAUUGCUCCGAUACGUCAUCACCCGGACAUUCCGACGCUCCCUUACGCGCCCCUGCGGUGCAAGUCGUGUGCGGCGGUGCUGAACGCCUUUGCCCGCGUCGAUUUCGCCGCUAAAAUCUGGAUAUGCCCGUUCUGUUACCAGCGCAACCAUUUCCCGCCGCACUACGCCAUGAUCUCCGAGACGAACCUGCCUUGCGAGCUCUACCCGCAGUUCACCACCGUGCAAUACUCGCUCCAACCGACUCCCGAUCCGAACAACCCUUCCGCUCAUCCUCAGUUGCCGCCCGUGUUCGUGUUCGUGUUGGACACGUGCAUGGUCGAGGAGGAGCUUGAUUUCGUUAAAUCGGCGAUGAAGCAGGCUCUCGGGUUGUUGCCGGAACACGCGCUCGUCGGGUUCGUUUCGUAUGGGACUCAAGUGCAUGUACAUGAAUUGGGAUUCUCCGAUAUAUCAAAGGUCUAUGUUUUCAGAGGUAAUAAGGAGAUUUCAAAGGAGCAAGUGUUGGAACAGUUGGGCCUUGGUCCUGCCGGGCGGCGGACAGCUGCCGGAUUUCGGAAAGGGAUACAAAAUGGGUACUCAAAUUCGGGCAUCAACCGGUUUGUAUUGCCUGCUUCCGAUUGCGAAUUCACGCUCAACUCGAUGUUGGAUGAGCUGCAAACGGACCAGUGGCCUGUACAACCCGGUAAUCGGGUGUCAAGGUGCACCGGAGUCGCCUUAAGUGUUGCAUCGGGAUUGCUUGGAGCCUGCACGCCUGGAACUGGUGCUAGGAUUGUUGCUCUGGUUGGUGGUCCAUGCACCGAAGGGCCUGGGACGAUUGUUUCGAAGGACUUAUCGGAGCCUGUACGUUCACAUAAAGAUCUCGAUAAGGAUGCUGCGCCAUAUUUUCGGAAAGCAGUCAGAUUUUACGAUAGUCUUGCGGAACAGCUUGUCAACCAGGGUCAUGUGCUAGACCUUUUUGCAUCUGCACUUGAUCAGGUUGGGGUUGCUGAAAUGAAAGUUGCAGUUGAGAGAACAGGUGGCCUCGUUGUUCUAGCUGAAAGUUUUGGUCAUUCUGUCUUUAAAGGCUCUUUCAGGUGUAUGUUCAAGGAUGGAGAACAAUCUCUUGGCCUAUGUUUUAAUGGCAUGCUUGAGGUCAACUGCUCCAAAGACAUCAAAAUUCAAGGGGCCAUUGGACCUUGCACAUCUUUGGAGAAGACGGGAACUAAUGUCUCUGACACGAUCAUUGGGGAGGGGAACACUACGACAUGGAAAAUGUGUGGCCUCAACAGGAGUACGUGCUUGUCGGUCUUGUUCGAUAUUUCAGCAACCGAGCGAUCGAAUGAUCCAGGUGGUGCAAAUUCACAGCUCUAUUUGCAGUUUCUUACAAGUUAUCAAGACCCCCAAGGUAAAACAAUGCUUCGAGUUACGACCGUGACGAGACGAUGGGUGGAAAGUGCUGUCGGUACAGAGGAACUAGUACAAGGUUUCGAUCAAGAGACGGCAGCUGUUGUAAUGGCAAGAAUAACUUCUCUGAAGAUGGAGAUGGAGGAGGGAUUUGAUGCUACACGGUGGCUAGAUCGCAGUCUCAUUCGACUUUGUUCGAAAUUCGGCGAAUAUAGUAAGGAUGAUCCAUCAUCCUUUACAUUAAACUCUUGUUUCUCUCUGUUUCCUCAGUUCAUGUUCAACUUGCGGCGCUCACAGUUUAUACAGGUUUUUAACAACAGUCCAGAUGAAACCGCCUAUUUUCGCACGUUGUUAAACCGAGAAAACAUUACGAAUGCAGCCGUUAUGAUCCAACCGUCAUUAAUAUCGUAUUCGUUCGACUCACUGCCUCAACCGGCAUUAUUGGACGUGGCUUCGAUUUCAGCUGAUCGUAUUCUCUUGCUCGAUGCGUAUUUCAGUGUCGUUAUAUUCCAUGGUAUGACGAUAGCACAGUGGCGCAACAUGGGUUACCAGCAUCAGCCUGAACAUCAGGCAUUUGCACAGCUUUUGCAAGCACCCCACGUCUACGCCGAAAUGAUUAUUCAGGAACGCUUCCCCGUCCCUAGAUUGGUUGUAUGUGAUCAGCAUGGAUCCCAGGCAAGGUUUUUGUUAGCAAAGUUGAACCCAUCAGCAACAUACAGUAAUCCCAUCAACAUGGCUACCGGAUCAGACGUAAUCUUUACCGACGACGUAAGCCUACAAAUCUUCUUUGAGCACCUUCAGAAGUUGGCCGUGCAAUCUUGACCGUAGAAAACAGUUGAAAGAUGUAGCAUUUCGGUACCGGAAUUUCCGCCAGCGCGAGUACUUAUCCCGUCUAACCUCCUCCAUUCCAUUUGGUUCUUUUCCUUCCCAUCAGUCCUACGAAUGAGAGACCGGGUACCCCGCAACACUUGAAAAGUAAGAAUAGCACCAUUCAUUGGACGAGUGCCGUGAAGGUGUCGGCACAGCAACGACGAAGGCAUCGGAUCGGGCCAAUUAGGAACACAUGUGAAGGAAUAUAAGUUCUAGGAUACUGGUCGCAGUCUAUAUGCUGUAAUUUGAGUUUCAGAUCAUAAGAGUUAUGAUC